CGGCCCGGACAACCCCAGCGUUCAGAUUGAGGCCCACCAGAAGUGUCUGAGGCUGCAAGUGAUGGACCCGUCGCUCACCAAAGUCUUCUCUCCGGCUCAUUACUUCUCUGCCUUCAGAGGAGAUGACAUGUCCUUGCGUGACCUUGCCUUUGACUGUUUCGGAAAACCGCGGGAGACUUUUGUAUUGCCAUGGCCCUCUUCUGUCACCAUAUCAUUUCACAGAAACGACAGUUCUUCCGGUUUCUGGCUGGUGUAUUUCAGCCCCAAUACACAUGAGGAGUGUAAGGAUGAUGCCACAGAAUUGACGCGUGCUGGGUUUGAAUACACUUUGCCGAGCGAAAUUAUUGAAAGAAGUUACAAGUGUGAGUUCACGAUGGCCUCUAACCUGACUGAAGGUCAACAGGUACGCUUCCGGAUGGACCAAUUUAGCAACACCGUCACAUUGGAGGAGGUUGUUUCUUGGGAUGGCCCCAAGACCCACACACUACUCACAGAUGGGGACUGGUCUGCAGGCAAGUGGGUAUACUCCAGCUACCCUCUGACUCUGACCCUGUCUAAGGAUGAAGACUCAAAAAAUGGGUCCUUGUCCUUCAGCUUUGAAGUUAUCGAUAUGCCAGACCCUGGGUGUGGGAACAUGACCCUCAUAGCGACAAGCGAGCCACAACAACUGACAACUCCUUACUACCCAGACAUGUACCCGCUAAACUUGACAUGUAACUGGAUUAUUCAGAAUGAGAAGCCCAGCAGCUCGUAUUUCCAUGCUCGUAAACACAUCGUGAUAGAGGGCCCUGAUCGUGCCUCGUGCAAUGCCUUGAAGAGAAGUGAGGGAGACUACUUGUUAUAUGUCACAUCUGUGGCAGGUUCUGGCUUGUCCCGAAAGCCGCACACCAAUGUCUGUCCCACUUUCCAUCUACACUUUUUCCAAAUGUUCAAGGAAGACAAGGUCCAUGUCACGUUUACUUCAGACCUUGAACAAGUUGGGCCAGGCCUCAGCCUGACAUAUUACGUGCGAGAGAGGACAAGUUUUGAAGGUUGUAACAAGGUAAUUGCACUAGGGGAGAACAACCCAUCAUAUCUGCUGGACCGCCAGUUCUUCCCACAGGAUUACAUGGGAGAAACUGCUCUAUGCUGGUGGAUCAUCCAGCCUGUCUCGUUGAGGGCUGCGGUGAUUGUCAAGAACAUCUCUGUCCAGAUUCCUAGAUCACUCCUUUAUCCCAGAGAUAUGACUGUAUAUAUUUCCACAGAUUCGACCAAAAGGAAUACCCUACAAUCAUUCUAUUCUCCCACCAAUUAUGUACAAGGCAAGGAUGAUGCGGUGAUAAACCCUGGAAGAAGCCUCUAUGUUGAGGUGGCCAUGGACAGAAAUUUCGAUGCACCCAUCAAUGUCUCUAUGGAAUUUACAACAGUCAACGCCUCGGGCUGUAAUGGGGCCGCAGCAACUGUUAAUGUCACAACGGAGAGCCAGUUCUUAACGUCUUUGGACUACCCCAAACUGUACAGAAGUGGCGUCGACUGCGAGUGGAAACUGAAAAGCUCCAACAACAACCCACUUAUAGUAGAGGUCGUUGACCUUGAGCUGAACUCUGCCCAGGGAGUGGACUCUUGUGAGAACUAUCUAUUGCUCGAACCGAGCGACUCGGCCAAGGAGAAACUGUGCAACAACAGCAACUCACCCUACACUCUGCCAGAGCACAGUAGCGAAGUUGUUGUUUCCUUUCACACCAACACCUCUGGUCAGGGCGCCAAGUUCCGGCUACGUCUGCAGGCUGUUCACUCUCCCGGCAAAAAAGGUGGCUCUAGCGAAAGCAAGGCUUCUAUAGCCGGGUACGCGUGUGCCGGUGUGGCGGGCGUGGCAUUGAUUGCCCUUGUCCUGUUCUUUGCUGUACGAUGCACAAUGAGAGAACGGAAUCGGAGCCAGGGCUACGCUACAGAAUCAUCACUGGCGCUACAGACUGCUCAGCACAGGACCAAGGGCGGCCACCUGUGAGGACAGCUGCAGACGUGACAGACUCUCCGACCAGUCGGCCACAACCGAACAUGUUGCACGUGUCACAGCCUUGUGGAAUCAGGCGCUCGUCAAUUUUUGGGCAUACGGAGUUAGUGGUAUCAUCUUAAAGCAUGUUCAUU
Messenger RNA from Aplysia californica (California sea hare), 2127 nucleotides. RefSeq lists its product as uncharacterized. The record is from RefSeq and is a predicted model, not a curated record. Lineage: Eukaryota; Metazoa; Mollusca; Gastropoda; Aplysiida; Aplysiidae. Gene Ontology annotation, molecular function: serine-type endopeptidase activity.